Molecule: messenger RNA, 4835 nt
Organism: Leopardus geoffroyi (Geoffroy's cat)
Lineage: Eukaryota; Metazoa; Chordata; Mammalia; Carnivora; Felidae
Gene: WSB1
Product: WD repeat and SOCS box containing 1
Exons: 10
Coding region: 830-2095 (421 amino acids)
Biological process (GO): intracellular signal transduction
Molecular function (GO): protein binding
Source: RefSeq, a predicted model, not a curated record
CCAACGUGGCUCUGGCAGACCGACACUUUCAUCAGCCCUGCUGUGUGAAUAGCUAGCAGCCUCCAGAAGGCCCAGACCUCGGGGGUCCACACCCGACGUGGGGCUUGAACUCACAGCCCUGACAUCGGCCCUGAGAUCCAGUCACAUGGUCUGAGCCAGCCAGGCCCCAAUUCCAUGCCGUCUUUAAGCGGCGGGCUAACAUGUAUUAUAAACUUCUCCGCUUGCCUUUUCCAAGGUACUUCAACUUAGAUACACAGACAAUGCUCCGGUCCCGGGGCUGGGGGUGGGGAUGGAACGAGACCCAGCCGGACGCACAAUUCCUCCUCAGCAAUCCAGCCUCGCCUAGGCUGGGGAUGCAGCCCCUGCUCCGCCUCAGCCUCUCCCCUCUUCCUGUCCUGGCUGGUGGCUCCUCACAGAAACAGGGCGGGGCGCCGAGACCAGGCCGUCACGUCCCGAGCGUCGGGGGGCGGGACCUCGGGUGGCGACGUCACGAGACCCCGCCCGCGCCGCCCUGCUAUCUCCCGCGCCGCCCGCCAUUUUGUCUCCAGUGUCUGGUUUGCAGUUGGCGGCGUCGGAGGAAGUGUCUUGGUCCGUAGACUUGAGGCAGGGAGCGGGGUCUAUUGUCUGUGUUUGACUCCGUAGUUUGGUCCGAAGCCUUCCGGAGCUUUCCCGGGGCAGUCGGCAGAGGCUGCCGCCACCGCCCCCGCCCCUCCCCUCCGUCCCCCGGUCCGGGAGGGACCGAUCCCGCGUCACGCCCCUCAACGUUCGCGGAUCCCUUCUCUGUCGUUGCGUCCGCAUCGCGCCCCCGGAAUCAGACGGUGCCCCAUAGAUGGCCAGCUUUCCCCCGAGGGUCAACGAGAAAGAGAUCGUGAGAUCACGUACUAUAGGUGAACUUUUAGCUCCAGCGGCUCCUUUUGACAAGAAAUGUGGUCGUGAAAAUUGGACUGUUGCUUUUGCUCCAGAUGGUUCAUACUUUGCUUGGUCACAAGGACAUCGUACAGUAAAGCUUGUUCCGUGGUCCCAGUGCCUUAAGAACUUUCUCUUGCAUGGCACCAAGAAUAUCACCAAUUCAAGCAGUUUGAGAUUGUCAAGACAAAACAGUGAUGGUGCUCAGAAAAAUAAGCCUCGUGAACAUAUUAUAGACUGCGGUGACAUAGUCUGGAGUCUUGCUUUUGGAUCUUCAGUUCCAGAAAAACAGAGUCGUUGUGUCAAUAUAGAAUGGCAUCGAUUCAGAUUUGGACAAGAUCAGCUACUCCUUGCCACAGGAUUAAACAAUGGGCGUAUCAAAAUAUGGGAUGUAUAUACAGGAAAACUCCUCCUUAACUUGGUAGAUCAUACUGAAGUGGUCAGAGAUUUAACUUUUGCUCCAGAUGGGAGCUUGAUCCUUGUAUCAGCUUCAAGAGACAAAACUCUGAGAGUGUGGGACCUGAAAGAUGAUGGAAACAUGAUGAAAGUAUUGAGGGGCCAUCAGAACUGGGUGUAUAGCUGUGCAUUCUCUCCUGACUCGUCUAUGCUGUGUUCAGUGGGAGCCAGUAAAGCAGUUUUCCUUUGGAAUAUGGAUAAAUAUACCAUGAUACGGAAACUAGAAGGACAUCACCAUGAUGUUGUAGCUUGUGACUUUUCUCCUGAUGGAGCAUUGCUGGCUACUGCAUCUUAUGAUACUCGAGUGUAUAUCUGGGAUCCACAUACUGGAGACAUUCUGAUGGAAUUUGGGCACCUGUUUCCCCCGCCUACUCCAAUAUUUGCUGGAGGAGCAAAUGACCGAUGGGUACGAUCUGUGUCUUUUAGUCAUGAUGGACUGCAUGUUGCAAGCCUUGCUGAUGAUAAAAUGGUGAGGUUCUGGAGAAUUGAUGAAGAUUAUCCAGUUCAAGUUGCACCUUUGAGCAAUGGUCUUUGCUGUGCCUUUUCUACUGAUGGCAGUGUUUUAGCUGCUGGGACACAUGAUGGAAGUGUGUAUUUUUGGGCCACUCCAAGGCAAGUCCCUAGCCUUCAACAUUUAUGUCGUAUGUCAAUCAGGAGAGUGAUGCCCACCCAAGAAGUCCAGGAGCUGCCAGUUCCUUCCAAAGUGUUGGAGUUUCUCUCCUACCGCAUUUAGAGGGCUCUGUCUUCCUGGCUAGGGACUGACCGAGCACACGUGACACAAACCUCAAGCUUGACUGACUUCAAGUAUCUGUUUUUCAAGGUUUAGAAGAUUUAUUUAAUUUGAUACAUUCUUGUAGUGCAUUUUGGUCAUUUGAUCAUAUUAAAAUAUUAUUUAUAGACUAUAGGAGAAGUAUUUCCAAACAUAUCAAAUGUAAAUUUUUUUUUAAAGUUUAACUGUGAAAACAUAUACAUACAUGUAUAUAUUUAGAUAUAAGCUGCUAUGUGUUGAAUGGACCCUUUGCUUUUUUAACUUUUAGUUCCAACAUGUAUAUAUUGCUUCAGUAGAUCCACAAUGUAUAUCUUAGCUGUAAAGUGGAAGGAUUUUUUUUUUUUUUUUUUUUUAAAUUCUGGGCCACUGAGUUAGAUAGUAAAUAUUGGCUGAAGAAAGCUGAAUUUCCUCAUUAAAAAAUGCAAAUUUGGUUGGGGGGUGGAGGUCAGACCUCCGACCUACAAGUAAAACCCCUAGGGAAACGAUUUUGUUUUCCUUAGGAACGUUAUCCAAGAGGUAGAAUUUGAAUGUGACAUAGCCAGGGUUAUAACUAGGAAAACGAUGUGUGUGUCCUGUCGUGGCCCCGCCCCCAUAACUAUUGUUGUGGGCCUUAACUUUGGAAAGCAGCUUGCUACUUUAACCCCGUGGUGUAAAGUAUUAUAAAUUUUAGUCCAUUUGAAAAAUCCAUCUACUGUAUUAUUGCUAAAUAUUUUGUUGUUUAUACUAAGGGACAAUUUUAAGACCGUGGUAUUGCUUUUUUGUUUGUUUUUUGUUUUUUGUUUUUUUUUUUUACAUGUAUCAUAUGUUUCUGCAGGGGGUGAUAUUGGUGAUUUGCCAAAGAGAAGCAAUACAGUAUAUCUGCUUUUGCCUUCUGUUAUUUAUCGUACCUGCAGAUAUUAAGAAUGUAUGCAUUAUGUAAAAUGCUUGAUUAUAUAUUUUUGAGUUUUUUAAAUUAAAGACUUGUAAAAAAAACCACUCUCACAAAUGUUUCUUCUGUGUGUGGGAAGGUUCAGUGCUUUUGUCUGUCUCCGUCAUGAGACUGAUGAGGCACCACAGCAAAUGAAGCAAGGAGGCUGAUGAAUAAAUAGUACACGUAUCGUGGACGCAGCAGCUUUUAUGUUGAUGUGUUCUGGGAGAACUGCUGUGAUUAUUAAUGCUUUCUUUAAAAGCACAGAAAAGCUUGGGGCGCCCAGCUGGCUCAGUCGGUGGAGCGGGAGACUCUUGAUCUCUCAGGGCCAUGAGUUCAAACCCUGCUUUGGGGGUAGAGAGUACAUAACGUGCAUAUAUACAAUUUAAAAAAUAAUAUAGAAAAGCUGUAGAACAAGGGAAAAUAACUAUUGAGCAAAAGAAAACUAUAGUCUUUUAGGGGGAACCAACAGCCUCAUAGUAAGUCUAUCUCGUUAAAGUAGCCAAAGGAAAGUCUAGUGACGUGGGCCUUUUGAGGAGGUGAAAUAAGCAAAACUUUUAUUAGCCACGUGUGCUCUCGAAGACUUGUUUGCACCGAGAAAUUAUUUGAAAGUUCUUCCAGUUGGUUCUGUGAAGGGUGGAAGUUAUAAAUUUGAAAGCCAGUUGAAAAUGUGCCCAAGUUGCUUCUUGAGAAUCACCUAUCUUACAAAAAGUAGCACAGAAGCAUCUUAUCUUUAAACCUGUUGUGAUUUUUUACUUCAGAAUGUAUCUGCUUUAUAAUUGGAAAAUGAUAAGAUACCAUUACUUAUUCUUCACAACGUUAAAUGAUUUGCUCUCCAACCAACGUAUGUGAUCAAGUAAAAAUCGCAUUUUUGGAAGAUGCAUUCUCUGAGAAGGCCGGAUUGCUUACUACCUCUUCAUGUGAAAAUCACAGCGCCAGGGUGAAUGGAAGAUUGCGGAAUAUAAGUCAAGUAGAAACAGACUUAAAUUUUCCAUUUAUCUGUGGAGACUGAGAUAAUAGGAUGAUACUGCUUCAGACUGAGUGACCCAAGGAAGGUAGGGAAGAUGUGGUUGGGUCAGAUUCUAGCGAUGCUAUUUUAUCGGAAUGAUACUGCUUUCUCCCACUUGCCAGAAGCAUGCCAUUCGGAGAACUGGCAAGAGAUCAUUUAUGUUCAGAUGUGAUUUCCUAUCUUAGUGCCCACAGGGGUGCCUCAUAGUUAGCAGCCAUGCUAUCUUUUCACAAUUUCAAAUGAUUUAAAGCGACACUUGAAGACCUGUAACUUGAUCUUAGGUCUGCAAAUCUUGACUUUAUGAUGCUUGAUGUCCUCUGCCUACUUGUGACAAAGUAAAGUUGGAUUCAGCUGGUUUGUACUGCCCUCAGGGCAACAAGACAGCAUUACGGCAGGAGCAUGCUUCUGGGUUGAGGCAGUGGCCGAUGGGUACAGAGGACUUGGCUCUCAGCCAGCCAGCACAGGGAUGAGAAAGAGACUGAGAAGCCAAAUAUCGCCUCUCAAGCCAAAAACCGGAGAGUGAAUCCAGCCAUCAGAUUCAUCAAAAUGAAGGUUUGCGGGUGAUAAAAUUCUGACCAGGUUCUGGCCUAACAAUGCAUUUUAACUAUAGAAUGUAUAGAUUAUAAUAUACAAGUAAUAUCUACAAUAGAGUUAAAUAUAGUUAAUUGUCAGUUUCAAAAUCGGGUAAAGCAUCCAUUUGGAGUAUACUGGGUUUUUUUUUGUUUUGUUUUUAAAUCCCCUUGGAAGAGCUGUCAGCAAUAAAAUGCAACCUGGAGAAAUGGUCAUCA